GCAGAUUCAGUCGGUCACGAAAUAAGUUGAUAGUGUGUAUUGUUUGCAUUGCAAUUAAAUAUAAACAGCUUUUUUGUUUUGUGAAGGAAUCGAUAAUUUUGGCAUUGUAAAGUAAAAAUGUUUUCAACGAAAUUCGAUGAAGCAACCAAAUUGUGGAGCGGCGUUACCGUUCCACCAAUUUACAAUCCAAAUGUUAAUUGUGCUCACGUUUUAUUGAGUUCAAUGAAAGUGCAUGGUUCAAAAUUCGCUCAAAUAAAUGCUGAUACCGGUGUGAAAAUAACAUUUGCCGAAAUGCGUAUGCACACGAUAAGUAUGGCUGAGAAUCUUCAGAAGCGCGGUUGCCAGCCAAAACAAGUCAUCGGAAUCAUGGCGGACCAUACGGAUCAUCUGAGUUCAGUUAUUUUAGCUUCGCUUGGUUUGGGUUGUCCAUCAAACGUGCUUGGCAUUUCUGUGGAAAAAUCCGAUAUUAUCAAAAUGUUUAGACUUACCGAACCGAGCUUUAUUUUUUGUGAAGUUGAAAAAUAUGAUUUGAUGAAAGAAUGCUUGAAAGAAUUAAACAAUGAUGCUCCCAUAUUUACAUUCAAUGGGACGAAAGGUGAUUCAGAAUCAGUUGAAAGUCUCUUUGAAGUAACGGGAACUGAGGAUAUUUUCAUUCCCGUCGAAGUCGAUGGAAUUAAUGAUGUGGCAGUGAUUUCAAGUUCAUCAGGCACUACUGGUCCAUUUAAAGGUGUUUGUUUGCCGUAUGCAGCCCUUCUAUGGGACGUUCAAACGUUGGAUAUCAUCACAUCGGAUGAUGUUUUGUAUACCCUUUUCACAUAUCAAUGGAUAACCGCAUAUGCUAUUCUUUUUUGGGGUGUAUUAUGUGGUUCGCUUCGUGUAAUAUCAAACGUACCAUUUUCGCCUCAAACACAAUUGCGUUUGCUCGAAGACUAUAAAAUAACAUGUACAAUGUACACCCCGCAUCAUAUCGCUGGCUUUUUAAAAAGUGGACUUUUGCCAAAAACCAAUCUUCCAAAUUUUAAACGUAUCUUGCUCGGCGCAUAUAAAGUUUCAUUUUUAAUGCUUGAUGAAUUUCGUUCGUAUUUACCAAAUACAAUUUGCAUGGUUGUGUACGGUACGACUGAGGUCGGUUAUUUAACCGUUGCUUCAAAUGGUAGCCACUCCGAGGGACAAAUGGUUGGCGGUUUUCAUUUGAAAAUUGUCGAUUCAAUGGGAAAUCGAUGUGGCGUCGGUGAAAAUGGUGAAAUUCAUUGCAAAGGCCCCUACAAAUUUCUUGGCUACUAUCGAAAUGAAGAAUUGUCGGCUGAUGCAAUUGAUGAUGAAGGAUUUUUCCCAACGGGUGACAUUGCACAUUUCGACACUGAGGGAAAUCUACACUUGAUCGAUCGCGUAAAAAAUUUGAUAUCUACACAUUCGCUCUAUAGCAUAGCACCAACUGAAAUUGAAGAAAUUCUAUUGAAAAACAAUGACAUUAAAGACGUCUGUGUUGUUGGCAUUCCUUAUGAAGGUGGUGACCUACCAGCAGCUCUCGUUGUUCGUGCAGAUAAAUCACAGAUAACGGCCGAAGCUGUUUGCAACAUUGUUGAAGAUAAUAUGAGUGCUCACUACAAGCUGAGUGGUGGUGUUUAUUUUAUCGAUUCCAUGCAAACGUCUUUUUCGGGAAAGCUCCUUCGUAGAUGGGCCAAAGAAAUUGCUGUCGACAGGUUUUAUAAACAAAAACCAAGCAUUAAAAUCGCUAUCGAUAUAUGCAAUUGAUUAUUGCAUAAAUAGACCGAUCCUGAAAAAAUGGCAACAUACAUUUUCUAACAUUUACACAUUUUGCACAGUGUAUGCAAUACAUCAAACACUGAGCAAAAUGUGUAUGCAAAUGAAAUGCUAUGCAUAGCAUUGUAGUGAUAGUAUUAUUGUUAAAUAUGCAAAUUUGUCAAAUUCACAAAUAAAUUCUCCAAAUACAAAAAUCAAUUGGGCAAAA
This is a messenger RNA of Sitodiplosis mosellana (orange wheat blossom midge), 1972 nucleotides long. RefSeq lists its product as uncharacterized. NCBI's taxonomy places the organism in Eukaryota, Metazoa, Arthropoda, Insecta, Diptera, Cecidomyiidae. The record is from RefSeq and is a predicted model, not a curated record. Gene Ontology annotation, molecular function: long-chain fatty acid-CoA ligase activity. The transcript has 5 exons. Gene Ontology annotation, biological process: long-chain fatty acid metabolic process; fatty-acyl-CoA biosynthetic process. Bases 118 to 1755 code for a protein of 545 amino acids.